GUAACCCACAACAUCAACAACAGUACGAAUACGGCACAUCGUCUUGACCACCAACCACAACAACACUGCCGAAUGUGCAUCGCUACUCAAUUCUUAGCAUCAUACGACCAUCUCGAGAGUCACGUCAAUCUGCAGCACUUUGCUGCGCCCAAAUCCCAUCAUGGAUAUCUCUGAAGAGAACUCGGUAGGACCUCGCCGUCGCAAACCUCAACAUGCGCCACCUCGCUGACUUGAUUCAAACAGUUUCUGCGCGAGUCGCGUAUAGGUCGACCACCGAAUCCAAGUUGUCUACCUACGCCAGCGAAAGCCCUCAACGAGAUAUCCGAAUCCGAAAGCAACACGCGUGCAAAGAUGCCCGUUUCGAGACUGCCACCACCACCGAGCACCGCCUCCAAGCAUCGAUUGAACCAUUGUAGGUCUUCGCAGACAAUGGCAGUUACAAUACGAAAUGGAGCUGACCAUCACAGAUGAACAGCCGGAACCUAAACGCAAAACAUUGGCUGAGAGAGCCGCAGAGCCCGGUUCAGCAUCACUACACAAAGCACUACCUGCUCCCUCUACCAUUUCCGGUGUCCGAACGACUUCCCUCGUAAGUAUAAUUACUUUCAUAAGUACUACAGCAUUCAUACCUCGAAAUGGGGCAUUCGUAGGAUUCUGAGCUAUACACACAGCGGCGGCACCCACUACUUCUGCCCCCUUUGAAGUUGGCGCAAAUAUUACCCCAGAUUUGAGCUUUGUCUGGAUACAUGAGCAAUUUGCUCCCUAGUCUCGGAAGCCCAGCCUUACUGUGUGCACAUCCACAGCACUUUUCAUGAUUGCACUUUUGCUGGUCAUGAUACGAGUCGCUGGUUUCCUGCACAAGCCCCAUUAUCUUGGCAGCAUUUGACUAUUACCCCUCCUCAGCCUGCAUUCACUCCCAUCGCGCCUUCAUCAUUUCGUUUUAUGUUGAACAUUCGUGAGGGGAUGUUACCCUGAGUUGGGGUAGUCAAUACGGAAGCCACGCUUCUUCCAAUCCGUCAAGUUGGGUUCCAACAUCGAGCAUCCAAAAGCCAUUCAAGUUUCAGUGAAACCUUGCCUCCAUUUCCGAGCUAUUGCCUGCAUUUGUUUUGAAUGUUCAUUUGCUAAUAAACAACUUUUCAGAAGAGUGUCGCUUCAUCCGGCUACGGCUCACAAAAUCCCUCUCGUGGAAAAUCUCUUAAUCGGAAGGCCUCACGACCCGACUUUUCGAAGAGUGUUGGUCCUGGACAUCACCGCUCUGCCUCAGCGGCUCCUCGGGCAAACGUCUUUAGCCAAUCUACAACCUCCAGACCACCAUCACAGGCCCUUACCAGAACUCGACAUGCUCCCUCGGCAAACAACCAGAUGGAGGGGGACGCGUAUCGAAAGGGUACGUCAGCAGCUUUUUCAAAUAAUGAGUUGCAAGCACAGUAUUCAGAAUCCGAUUGGUCUCAACGCUCCGUUAGCAAUGCCACAGACAGCUCCGUUAGUUCGGCAUUGGCACGGCUCCGAAUUGACAGCGACGACGAUGGUUAUCGUUCAGAUGACGAUCGAGCGAUUAGGGAAACGGCCAGGCGAACCGCCAGACCAUCCUUGUCUACAAGAUCUUCAUUAAGCAAUGGAUUUCAGGGUCUGAGAGGAGGCAGCGAGACAGCACUUGUGUUGUUUGGGCAGCCUGAGGACAGCUUAGUUGCUUUCAAUCCAAAGACGCCUUCUCAGAUUCCAGUUCCAAUCAAGAGGCGGGAGAUAGAAUAUACCCCUCAAACCCCAUCCCGAGUUUCAAAGGAUCGAUUUAAGCAAACUCAUAUGAAAAGACAUUCUAACAUUGGUUUUGUAGCAUGGGGUCCAGAAGACAUCGACAACCGAAUGAACGACAUGGAUGCGAUGUUCAAGCAGAUGAAGGAAGCAAAAGAAGCCAUGUCACAGGAACAAAGUAAUCACGAACGCAUGGUUAAUGGCUAUUCAACGCAAAGUAAGUGGUUAUAAACCCCCUCUAUACAUCCUUUUGCUGACAACUCAUCCGAUUAGUCCUUGAUCUAAACAUGAACAACCAAAAACUGACUUCAGAGAAUAAAAUGCUACACUCACAAAAUGACCUUUUGCAUGAAAAGGCAGUAGGGCUUGAACGAAAACUUCAAACAGUAACUUCGGAACUUGAUGAUAAAGUUAGACAAAACCGCAACGCUGAAGAGGAAUUCGAGCGAACAAGUCGAAACGAAUUGGAAAGACUCCGCCGCGAUCACACUGACGAGUCGGAACGCCUCGCACGAAUACACCGCGAUGAGAUCAAAGAUAUCGAGCGUCGAGCAGCUUUGGAGCUUGAGGACACGACACGUGCUCUGGAGAAGAAGUUUGAAAGUACUCUCGAAGAAGAGCGGAGCCGCCAAGCACAGUUGGUACAAGAGCUCGAAGUAAAGAUCGCAAAGGGCGACGAGAAUUCGCAUGUGGUUUUGGAGAACAAGGAUCGUGAAAUCCAGAGUCUGCAGAAUGAUCUUCAAGCCCUUCGGUUGGACCUAGAUCAGGAGCGUCAUCUAAAGAGCGAAGCCCAAAUAAACCUCACAGCAGCGCGAGAGACGAUGCAGAAGAGAGCGAUGGAAGCAGCAGAUACCAUUCAUGCACAAGAAAGUACCCUUGCCAGUCUUCGUGCUAGGAUUUUGUUCCUUGAGUCCGGCAGCAAAGCUCAAUCCGACAGUUUCGCAGAGAUGGAGGAGAGACUGCAACAAGCCAAUCGAAAGGCGGAAGAGUGCCAAGCUAAACUCAUCAAGGAAGAAACAAUUCGCCGAAUUCUUUUCAAUGCGGUUCAAGAAUUGAAAGGAAACAUUCGAGUUAUGGCCAGAAUGCGACCAGCCGGGAACGCGGAUGGUGAAGUGGCCCAGAUCCAAUUUCCCGAUGCUGACAAGGAGUCAAAGGAGCUUGAGAUCAUAGGCAAGGAGGAAAAGAGCAGUCUUGGGACAAUCACGAAGAAGACCCAUUCUUUCUCCUUCGACCGAAUGUUUGGGCCUUCGACCACCAACGAGGAAGUCUUUGCCGAGAUCCAGCAACUCGUACAGAGCGCACUUGAUGGCUACAACGUUUCUAUCUUCGCAUAUGGUCAAACUGGUUCCGGCAAGACACACACCAUGUCGUCAGCCGACGGUAUGAUUCCUCGUGCGACGCAUCAAAUCUACGAGACAGCACGCAACCUUGAGGAGAAGGGAUGGAAAUAUGCCAUGGAGGGGUCUUUUAUUGAGGUGUAUAACGAAGAGAUACACGACCUUCUUUCCAGCUCAAAAGAUUCCGAGAAGAAGAAGCAUGAGAUCCGCCAUGACGACCAGAAGAAGCAGACAAUUGUUACGGGCAUCAAGACGGUCCCCAUGACCUCGGUCGACACUGUGGAGAUGAUUCUGAAGCAGGCGGAUUCCAACCGACGGGUCGCGGCAACCAAAUCCAACGAGCGAUCCUCCCGUUCCCAUUCCGUCUUCAUGCUCAAGCUCGUCGGCCAUAACAGCACGACUGGUGAAACCUCUGAGGGCACUCUUAACUUGGUUGACUUGGCUGGUUCCGAAAGACUCAAGUCAUCAGGGGCCGAGGGUGACAGGAAAAAGGAGACACAAAAUAUCAACAAGAGUUUGAGCUGCUUGGGUGAUGUUAUCGCAGCCUUGGGACAAGGAAAGGAGGGCAGUCACAUCCCCUACCGCAACUCAAAGGUAGGCACAAUCAUCCCUCACCACAUUCAAUGCUAACAAGAAUAGUUGACCCACUUGCUCCAAUACUCACUUGGGGGCAACUCGAAGACCCUCAUGUUUGUCAUGGCGAGUCCAAUGCAGGCACACUUGACAGAAACUUUGACGAGUUUGAAAUUCGCCACUAAGGUAAUUACCUCACAUCCUUCAUGCGUGAUUGCGUUCUAAGACUUUCUAGGUUCACAACACCCACAUUGGAACGGCGAAGAAAUCGACCAAAGUGAAAAACUAGUGAUCAAAAGUAAGAGCAAACGUGUUCGUCCUUGUAUUUAGCGUAUCGUCGUUUUUGAUCGAUUUUCUGGCGUUGGGGGGGAUUUGCAUAAGAUCUGUCAUCCUCGGUCAUGGAGAUGGUCUAUGGUACUUGGAUGACGGAUUUUGCUGGAGUUGUUUGGAGUAUUUAUGACAAGGAAGGAUACAUUCUGUCA
Messenger RNA from Hymenoscyphus albidus, 4144 nucleotides. The record is from the annotation of a GenBank genome assembly. Lineage: Eukaryota; Fungi; Ascomycota; Leotiomycetes; Helotiales; Helotiaceae.